AAACAGUGCGCACGUGCGCUAGGCUCUUCCUGCUGUGUCCCGGACGUGCAGAGGAGCACGAGCUCGAGCUUUGCAAAACAAAACAAAACAAGACAAGACAGAGUUUUGAUCAACUCCAGUGACCGGAAGUUGAUCAGGCGCACUGUUUUGCACAGUUAGCGUAUAACUGAUGAACUUUUUAACUGUUGUAAUAAUCGCAUGGAGAUAAUGCGUUUCCCUGCUCCGCCAUUCUGCGGCUUCUGUUUACACUUUAAUGUGAAUUAAUUAACUGGUUUACUGAUUAACUGGUUUAUUAAUUUACUGCUUUGUGUCGUGUGUGGGUGCUGACGUCAUGAUUUUAGAGACAUUAUCACGAGCAAACUUUGCUUUGCGCUCGAGAGUCCCGGUGAGAAGAGUGCAUCAUUCGUCUGAUCUUCCUCCUCCUCAGCCGGUUCCUCUGUUAGCUCAGACGCUGCAGCGCUACCUGCUGGCCCUGGAGCCGCUCUUACCCCCGGACGAGCUGCAGCACACGCGGAAGACGGUGCAGCGAUUCGGCAGUGCUGGGGGCCUCGGAGAGAGACUGCAGAGAGGACUGGAGAAACGCACCAAACACACACACAACUGGAUAUCAGAUUGGUGGGUUCAGUGGGCGUAUCUGGAGAGUCGUCAGCCCCUGGCUGUUCACUCCAACCCGGCCAUCUCACUGCCCCGACGUGACUUCAGCGACUGGAGAGGACAGCUGUUGUUUGCAGCGAAGCUCAUCUCCGCAGUGCUCGACUUCAAGAAUAAAGUGGACAGUGGGGGGUUACCUGUAGAGUAUAUGCGUGGCAGGCCGUUGUGUAUGGAGCUGUUUCCUCGACUCUUCUCGUCAUGUCGUAUUCCCGGGCCGAAGCACGAUAAUAUGAUUCACUAUGGCCGCCCACGCCGUGGCCCCACCCACAUCACCGUGGUGCGAAACUACCAGUUUUUCCAGCUGGAUGUGUACAAUAGUGAUGGCACCCCCCUCACUCAGAGUCAGAUUCACUCUCAGCUGUGCCGGAUCCGGGCUCAGUCCUGGAAAACCGAUAAAGAGCCGAUGGGCAUCCUGACGAGUGACCACAGACACACGUGGGGCCAGGCUUACACACGCCUACUGCAGGAUAAGAUCAAUAAGGAGUCGGUGAGGCUGAUAGAGAAAGGUCUGUUCACACUGUGUCUCGACUCGCCCGUCAUGACCAUCUGUGAUGAGAAGUACUCCAGCAGAAUGGCAGCUCAGAUCCUUCAUGGAGGCGGGACUUACUCCAACAGUGGGAACCGCUGGUUCGAUAAGACGUUACAGUUUGUGGUCAGUGAGGACGGAUCGUGGGGUCUCCUGUACGAACAGGCCACAGCUGAAGGGCUUCCAAUAGCCACCCUGCUGGACCACAUCCUGCAGUACUGUAAGAAGCCCGAGACAGUCCGAGCUCCUCUCGUUCCUCUGCCGAUGCCGAAGAAGCUUUACUUCUACAUCGACCGCGCCAUCAAGUGGGACCUGGAGAUGGCCAAGCAGAACCUCAACAUCCUCAUCAACGAUCUGGACAUCAGCUGCUUUAACUUCCUGCGCUUUGGGAAGGAGUUUCCCAAACAGCUGCAUUUAAGCCCCAACUCCUUCAUCCAGGUGGCCAUCCAGCUCGCAUACUACAGAGUGCAUGGGGAGGUGUGUGCCUCCUGCGACAUCGCAUCGCUCCGAAUGUUCCGGGGAGGACGCACCGACUACAUCCGCUCCCCGACCAAUCAGACGCUGAGAUUCGUCCAGGCCUUUGAUGACCCCGCCCUGUCUAGGGAGGUGAAGGUGGAGCUGUUGUGUGAAGCUGUGGAAGCUUACAGUCAGCUGACAGAUCAGGCGCUGAAAGGCCAGGGUAUCGAUCGCCACCUGCUGGGUCUGAAGCUGCAGGCCAUCGAGGAGGGAUUGAGCGUGCCCAGAAUGUUCAUGGACACGGCUUAUGGACUCGCCACGCACUGGAAACUCCGCACCGGACAGGUUCCCACUAACACGGACAGCGUGAUGUGUUUCGGGCCGCUGGUUCCGGACGGUUACGCCGUGUGUUACAACCCUCAGCCGGAUCACGUUCACUUCUCCAUCACCGCCUUCAACUGCUGCGAGGAGACCAACGCCGAGAAACUAGCCGUGACGAUCCAGAGCGCCCUCCACGACCUGCACGAGUUACUACUCCUC
Molecule: messenger RNA, 2173 nt
Organism: Pangasianodon hypophthalmus (striped catfish)
Lineage: Eukaryota; Metazoa; Chordata; Actinopteri; Siluriformes; Pangasiidae
Gene: cratb
Product: carnitine O-acetyltransferase b
Exons: 15
Biological process (GO): carnitine metabolic process, CoA-linked
Cellular component (GO): peroxisome
Molecular function (GO): carnitine O-acetyltransferase activity
Source: RefSeq, a predicted model, not a curated record